Molecule: messenger RNA, 3311 nt
Organism: Drosophila gunungcola (fruit fly)
Lineage: Eukaryota; Metazoa; Arthropoda; Insecta; Diptera; Drosophilidae
Exons: 1
Coding region: 182-2623 (813 amino acids)
Source: RefSeq, a predicted model, not a curated record
CUGGUCACGUCACGAGGACACGAAGGAUAAACGGGCGAUAAGAGAAUAGCCGAUAAGAGCUCCACCCAGUCGCAGAAAACAUGUAAUUCACCCAGUAGCGAUCGAAACACUUUUUUUAUUUUCCACUCGCAACACAACCACCGCACCCCCACCCACGCCCCCAAGGAGCAGACGCCGCAAGAUGGACCACAACGAGAUCUCCAUGAGCAUGGACGUCAAACUGGAUACACACGACAAGCGCCCAGUGGCGCUGCGCUACAAGACGUGGACCCGCUGCCAGGUGAAAAUCGAGGCCAUCAAGUGUGUGCCCUGCUUCCUGCGGCUCAGCUUCCAGGCCCAAGAGGCGGAGCCCCACGAGUCGCAUCCCGCCAAACCGGUAAGCGUCUCCGUGAACGUUCCGGGCGUAAGCCUAAGCCUGGCCACCUCGCGCACUAAGCAGCACUCCUAUGGGCUCUUCUGGACGCAGAACCGCCGCGACUGCUUCAUUUACUUCGCCCUGGAGACGGAGACCUCCUGUCGGCGCCACAUGAAGUGGAUGCGGAAGUCCAUCAAAAACCUGGAGCUGUACCGGCAGGUUUUCCUCGAGCAGCGCCGCCUUAGCAGAGGUCCUGGGGCUCUAGGCCCGCUGCCCAAUCUGCCAGACUCCUUGGACGCCAGUAAUCUCUCGCCGCGAGUAUCGCAGAUCUACGAGGAGAUCUUCGACGGCAGCCGCAUCUCCCGCGUCUCCAUCGCCUCGGGCAUCUACGAGGAGAUGAAGCCAUCGGCCAUGGAAAAAACACCCUCGCCGCCGCCUCUUCCCGCACAUCCCCACCGCCAGCGCAUCAACACUUUUGAGUGCGAUAUUCCGCGCUCCAGUACCAAUCCAGAGUCGGAGCUGGCUAAGAAAAAGAAGUAUAAAAACAUGCUGGACAGUCUGUUUGGGGGACCGCGCCAAAAGGGUUCCAGCAGCAACAAUGAACUGGCAAACGAGCCCAACAAUGAGGCCCUACCGCUCUACGAGAAUGCUCCCACCCCGGAGCCAGUACUCCCGUCAAAGCGCUCAUCCCAGUUGAGCAAGUCGCAGCGCAACAGCUUCUCGAGUCCGGACCUCUCCAAACUCAAUUUUCUGGACACCUUCGGUGAAUAUUUUGGAGCACAGAACCACGAGUCGAGCCUGGAGCUUAACAUCAGUCUAGAUGAGUCGGUCAUUGAACCCAUAUCACGAAAUCAGAUUGUGGCGCAAAUCACUAGCCAACUGAGUAAACCCGACUCACUGGAGAGCUUGAACGUUUCCGAGCAACUGCCUUACAAUUUCAACUUUUCCGCCUGCAACACGUCCACAAUUAAUCUCAUCGGAUCCCACGGAGCUGUUCCGCAGAGUAAUCUGCUUAAGAAAAACAAGAUCCUGGAGGACGAUCUCACGGGAUACUGCGUAAUGGCGCCAAUUUUGAAGCCGGCGGCGGUGAAGGAACUGCCACCGCAGCCAUCCGGCAGCACAGCAUCCACUUCCUCCGGCUAUUCCACGGGUUCAUACAGCUCAUCUUCCAGCAGCUGCAACACAGAGGACCAACCCACCAAGACCCAAGUGGCCAACGAGAGUGACAUUUACGAAGCCAUGCACGGCAGCUCUCUGAACAGCACCGUCGGAGCGGCUGCAGCUGGGUUUGCGGAGCAUCUAUACGAGAAUCUGUUGGCUGUCAAGGCGGCACAGGAGCUGGAGGCGCAGCCACUCGGCGUCGGACUGAGCACCAGCACACCCACCGAAUCUCCGUUGGCACCAGCGUUGCCGCAGAAGGGAACGCCCAAGGAGAAGACAAUUCAGCAGAAGCCAGAGGAGGAGGAGGACUACUACCAGACCCCGAGGAAGUCAAUCAUCAGUGUGGACGACAAGAUACCCUCCUACUAUCCCAACAGCUGCGACUCCCUCAAGUCAAAGCGACGCAGUCCCGCCGAACAUGGACCCAGCCUAAGGCACUUGGUCAGUUCCAAGUUGCGACGCGAGCGAAAGGAGAACCUUUACAUUUCAUCGCCGCAGCAUAUCAUCGAACAGCGCCACAAGGCGGCUUCCAUCUCAUCAUCAUCAGCCAAGACUAAUAUCUCAACCAAGAAGACUGCCGCCCACAAGAUCUCCGAGAGCGUUUAUGCCGUCACCCAUCCAGUCAAGCGCCCGAAUAGCACCAAUAGUAAUAACACCCACCAAAACAACAACAACAACAAUAACAAUGAAGGCGUGGAUGACGAACUGCUACAUCUGACCUUGCUAAAGAACAUUGAUUUUAAAUUCGACGACGGCCAAGCUGUCAAGGAUUCUGGCCAGGCGAAGCCAGCGAAUGUUCCCUGCGUUCAGCCAAAGCUGGAGGAGGGGAUCGAGGAUCACUCUCAGGCGGCGGAGCAGGCCACGCGACUCCUGCAGAAGUACGCCACACUGGCUAAGUUCGGACAUUCGCCGAGCAAAACCAAGCAGGCAGCUGCCCAGCCACAGCCCAUGAUACAAUCGGUGGCCACGUCCAACGAGUUGCAGCCACCAGGAGGCAGCAUGAAGAAGUUUGCCUCGCUGCCACGGUUCAAGAAAAUUGACUUUUCGCCGCUGAAGAUGAGGCUGAACAACGUCUUGCAGAGAAAUCCUCCGUCGCCGCAGCAGUAGCGCAGAUUUGGUCCACUUUUCCGAAUCCUUGCUGAACACUUCGCUGUGAAGGCACACUGCUUUUUAUGAAUUUCGCUUAUUAUUAUGUUUUAGGUUCUUGUGAAUGUGAUCUGCCCACCACUUUUGUGUUAGUUGGACAAGUUGAUGUCAUCAGCUUACUAUUAUGUUAUCCAAGUAUGUAAUACGCUUUCCCACGAUGCACUUAGUCUUAAGCCUUAUAGGUUGAUCGCGCUUUGUCAAACGUUAUUUAACGAAUCAUAUCCGGCUCCAUUUAAGGAGCCCAACUAGUAUUACUGUUGUGAACUAACGAUGAAUGUCUAGAUUUAUACAUAUGAAUAUGCUCAAUUAUGGAAAUUUACAAGAACGCUUUUAUACAAUUUAAACAAAAACCAUAUUGUUGACUCAUUUAGGCGCCUCGUUGUUGAAAAGAAACUAAAUUUAGCUAAACAAGUUUAAAUUCUACACAUUAUAUUCAUAAAAAAAAUGGAAUUACGACGUACCGGGUAUUUUGGGACGACGUAAGCCUAAAACUACGCUUUUUGGCUUCGCAUAACAUAUCAGAAAUUAGUUAAUCCUACGAAAAAAUGCUUCAACAUAGCAUAACCAAAGCUAAACUGUACCGUGACUAAAACAUAAGCUUAAAAAUAGAUAUUUGCUGCAAACGAAAUAAACUUUACAACCAACUGAA